Messenger RNA from Nicrophorus vespilloides, 524 nucleotides. Its product is annotated as calmodulin. NCBI's taxonomy places the organism in Eukaryota, Metazoa, Arthropoda, Insecta, Coleoptera, Silphidae. Gene Ontology annotation, molecular function: enzyme regulator activity; calcium ion binding. The record is from RefSeq and is a predicted model, not a curated record.
AUUUUACUCGUUUAUGUCAUAGUGGCUGCAUCAAAGCGGGCCUAGGACGAGCGCAGACCAGCAAAACUCGACAUAGGAAACGCCGACCGCACGAUAAUCCCCCCCCCGCGCCCCUCCUGUCACCGCUACGCGAACCCAUCGCCGGCACUGCGCCGUCGCUUCCCCCACCAUCGCUCCGAACAUCCGUCCGACAACAUAACAAAACCCCACACAGUUGCACACAGUUGGCUACAAGUCUCGUACGCGUCACGUUGCGUUGGCAUCAACCCUAUUUUAUAAUAUACCUCUAUAUAUCUAUAUAUUUGGUGAAUUGGAUAAGUGUAUUUUUAAAUCCUAAUUAAUCGACAUGGCUGACCAACUGACCGAAGAGCAGAUCGCGGAAUUCAAGGAGGCGUUUUCGCUGUUCGACAAGGACGGCGAUGGCACCAUCACCACCAAAGAGUUGGGAACCGUGAUGAGGUCUUUGGGACAGAACCCCACGGAAGCCGAGCUCCAGGAUAUGAUCAACGAGGUGGACGCCGACG